AUGUAUAUACAGAGAAAGCAAGAAAUUAAGAAGAAUAUUAAAAUAGAAUGCCAAAUAGCACCACCAAAUAUUGUUAUUCUAGAACCUGAAGAAAAUCUGUAUUGUAAUAAAAAUGUUUAUAAUAUAGCAAAAAUGUAUUAUAAUGAUGUUGGACUUGAUAGUAAUAGUAGUCUUGAUUUAGCAUCUGAUAAGGCUAUCUUUUAA
Molecule: messenger RNA, 204 nt
Organism: Cetraspora pellucida
Lineage: Eukaryota; Fungi; Glomeromycota; Glomeromycetes; Diversisporales; Gigasporaceae
Source: the annotation of a GenBank genome assembly